Molecule: messenger RNA, 1278 nt
Organism: Electrophorus electricus (electric eel)
Lineage: Eukaryota; Metazoa; Chordata; Actinopteri; Gymnotiformes; Gymnotidae
Gene: b3galt10.1
Product: beta-1,3-galactosyltransferase 10, tandem duplicate 1
Biological process (GO): protein O-linked glycosylation
Cellular component (GO): Golgi membrane
Molecular function (GO): N-acetyl-beta-D-glucosaminide beta-(1,3)-galactosyltransferase activity
Source: RefSeq, a predicted model, not a curated record
AUGGCGGUUCAUAAGUACAAGGUUAAGCAGCAGAAAAUGGGGACAACUAAACUACAGACCGGAAGAGGGCGAAGACGACUCUCCACUGACCGGGAUGACUACAAACUCAUCCAGAGUCUGGCUCAGAAGAUGACUAUCAGCCUCAGCAGGUUCCAGUUUAAGACUGUCUUCAUAUUCUUGGUUUCCCUAACCUUCACAGCAUUAGUCAUUAUCUGCAUGUCCAAGAUCCCCGUGGGGCACUCCACAAUACGGCUCAGGAGCUUCCACUCUUACAUGAGGACCAAUGCUAUCAAUAAAACACUACUCACUCCAACCUCUCUGUCAAAUCACAAUCAAAGGAAAGCCAGUCCCACAGAAGUAGAAGUGACAACAAGGACUAGGCAGGAUGUCUCAGGUGCUACUCAGGUAGAAGGCUGGCGUUACCACGAAGCUCACCCGCACAACUACCAUUACAUCCUGGAUGAGCCAGAGAAGUGUGAGCAGCUGAACCCCUUUCUGACUCUCAUGGUGCCGGUGGCUCCUCAGCAGCUGCAGGCCAGAGACGCUAUCCGUAGCACCUGGGGUAACGAGAGUGUGGUGCACGGUAAAACUGUGGCAGUUCUGUUCCUGCUGGGGUUGCCCAGGGGAGCAGACAAUGAGAAGCUGCAGGAGCAGCUGUGGCUGGAAAGCCAGCAACACCACGACCUCAUCCAGAGCAACUUCAUGGACACGUACAACAACUUGACCAUAAAGACCAUGGUGAUUAUGGACUGGCUGGCCACACACUGCCCUCAGGCAACCUUUGCCAUGAAGGUUGACUCUGAUAUGUUCCUUAACCUGGAUAACCUGAUGAGCAUGUUGCUAGCCCCCGACAUACCUAGAGAAAACUACAUGACUGGCAUGGUUAUGUGGAACCGUCCCGUCGUCAGGAACAGGAACUCCAAGUGGUAUGUGCCAAUAGAAUCAUAUGCUGAAGAGUACUACCCUACCUACUUGCUGGGGAUGGGUUAUGUCUUCUCCAAUGAUCUCCCAGAGAGGAUUGUUGCUGUCUCAAAAGAUUUAAAGCCAUUUAACAUAGAGGAUGCGUACAUAGGUUUGUGCCUAAAAAAGCUAGGUGUCUCACCUUCAACCCCUCCUGACCCUUCACAGUUUCAUACUUAUUUUGAUGGCAACUAUCAACAGAGCAAUUUCGACAGAGUGAUUACUACCAUCCUAGGUUCCCCACAGGAGUUGGUCACAAUCUGGCAGGAUUUAAAGAAGCCUACGUGGCAGAGUCAGGGGGAGACCUUCUCAGGAUGA